AUGGUACGCUGUCCUUUCUUCACGGGUUUCAUAAUCUUGUGCUGUGUAACUCGCAUUUAUACACAACAAUGCGAGCAGAGUGUCGAUCUCGCACGUUUUGAUUGUCAUCCAGACGAUGGUGCAUCACAAGAACGAUGUGAGGCACGCAAAUGUUGCUGGCGAUUAUCAGUACAACAUACAAAUUCGACACGAAACUAUCGCAAAAGUCUUCAAGACAUAAGUGUACCAUUAUGUUAUUUUCCAUCGGAUUUUCCUGCAUAUUCGAUCGUGUCGAACGAACCAACUAGUUUUGGUCAACGAGUUCGUAUCGUCAAAUCACAAACGACAUUUAUGCCAAAUGAUAUUUUGGAUUUGACAGUCGAUCUUCUCUAUGAAACACAACAACGAUUUCGUAUUCGAAUCUAUGAUACAUUCAAUAAACGCUUCGAAGUGCCAUUAGAUGUACCCGUGGUAGAAAAGAAAGCGGACAUGACUGAUUAUGAAGUUAAACUUGCUCAAAAGCCAUUUGCAAUCCUAGUCACUCGGAAAUCGACGGGUGUCACAUUAUUCGAUUCCAGUUUGUCGCCACUGAUCUUCGCCGAUCAGUUUAUUCAUAUUUCCACUCGUUUAUCAAGUCCAUUGCUAUACGGUCUUGGAGAACAUACGCAACCACUGCUGAUCAAUAUUACAAACGAAUGGAGAAGAUUAACAUUUUGGACACGAGAUAUCGGUGUACGACCGGAUACGAAUCUUUACGGUAAGAAAAUAUUCCAACAAAUGAUUGGAAUGAAAGAAUUCUUAUUAGGUGUUCAUCCAUUUCAUAUCAAUCUUGAGUUGAAUAAGACUGGUCAGACAAAUUUUCAUGGUCAAUUUAUGUUGAAUGCCAAUGCUAUGGAUAUGAACCUUCAGCCAUUGCCUGCUUUGACUUAUGUUACUAUCGGAGGCAUUGUCGAUCUAUACGUCUUCACAGGUCCGACAGUUCAAAAUGUUAUUCAACAGUAUUGGGAUGUCAUCGGAAAACCAUUGUUUCCACCUUACUGGACUCUUGGCUUUCACUUAUGCCGUUGGGGAUAUGGUACAAUUGAAAAUCUCACCGAAGUCAUGCAACGAAUGCAUGAUGCUGAUUUUCCCGUGGAUAUUCAAUGGACUGAUAUCGAUACAAUGUACGCUCAUCUCGAUUUUACAUAUGAUAACAAAACCUUUCACGGUUUACCUGAACUCGUUCGUAAAAUCAAAGCCGAAGGUAGACACUACAUGAAUAUCAUCGAUCCAGGUAUCAGCUCAACGCAACCACCGGGUACUUAUCCACCGUACGACGAAGGACUGACACAAGGUAUUUUCAUUACCAAGUAUAACUCUACCGAACCCAUUGUCGGAGAGGUCUGGCCAGGUCCUACUGUUUUUCCUGAUUUUACGAAUCCUAAAACGGUGGAAUGGUGGACUAAAUUUCUUGCAGCUUAUCAUGAAAUCAUUCCCGUUGAUGGCAUGUGGAUUGAUAUGAACGAACCAUCGAACUUUGUCGAUGGAUCGCACGAAGGCUGUACUUCGAAUUCUCUGGACAACCCACCAUACACUCCUCAUGUCUAUGGUGGAAAUAUCACCGCGAAAACCGUAUGUACAUCAGCACAACAAUAUUUAUCGUCGCACUACAAUUUGCAUAGCAUGUAUGGUUAUUUCGAAGCUAAAGCUACUAACAUUGCUUUGAGAACCAUUCUCAAGAAACGUCCAUUUGUACUGUCGCGAUCGACAUUUGCUGGCUCAGGUCAUUACACAACCCAUUGGUCAGGUGAUAAUGCUGCCACUUAUCAAGAUCUCUAUCAGUCAAUUCCAACUAUUCUUAAUCACAACAUAUUUGGUAUGACAUUUGCUGGUGCAGAGAUUUGUGGUUUUAAUGACGAAACAACGGAAGAUUUAUGUACAAAAUGGAUGCAAUUAGGCGCUUUUUAUCCUUUUAUGAGAAAUCAUAAUGAGAUUGGCAUUAAGGCACAAGAUCCUGCAGUUUUCUCAUGGGAAGCUCAGCAAAUCAUGAAACAAGCCUUACUUAUGAGAUAUUCUCUGCUUCCAUAUUGUCAACUUCUUCCCUUCAGUUCGAUUUCUCCAAAUCUACUUCAAAAUUCAACGAUAGUUCAUGCAUAUGUUCCACAAGAUGUAUGGUAUGAAUUUCCCUCAGGUAUACAAGUAAACGAUGUGGGACAAUAUGUCGAUUUCGAAACGCCAAUUGAAAAGAUCAAUGUUCAUGUUCGAGGUGGAUUUAUUAUUCCGAUGCAAAUUCCAGGAUCGAACCUCGUCUACGGUCGUACGAAUCCUUUAGAAUUUCUUGUUUCUCUAUCUCAAUCAGGAAGUGCGAGUGGAAGUCUAUUCUGGGAUGAUGGAGAUUCCAUGGACACAAUUGAAAGUAAAUCAUACAGUUACUUUGAAUUCAAUGUGACAACAUCAAUUUUAUUCAUCUAUGGUGUUAAUUUGAACUUAUUAGACGAUAAAAUGACUCAAACAAUUGAAUGGGCAACAUCAGUUUGA
Messenger RNA from Adineta ricciae, 2496 nucleotides. The record is from the annotation of a GenBank genome assembly. Lineage: Eukaryota; Metazoa; Rotifera; Eurotatoria; Adinetida; Adinetidae.